UAUUGUCACUUGCGCUACCUAAUUCAGCUAAUCGAAGGAGCCGUUGUCCCAUCUGGGCAUAGACGAUAUCCGCACCGGGAACGAGAGCUCAACAGCGGGGCCAGCCAACCACCAUUGGGCAAUGGCGUCUGGAAUCCGGACCCAGUGGUCAUUCUCAUGCAGCUUAGUAAAGACGACGCAAGGAGAUCACCGGUGUCUGCAACGGGAGUAGUCCAUAUCGUGGCCUCAGAUCAACAGUGACCGCCUGUGGGCCCGUAUUUCUUUCCAGUUCUUCGUUUUGAAACUUCCUGGGAUGGAGGCAUGGAGCCGACCGGUGAUCCUGCCUUCUCUGUCUAUAUAUUGCGUCCUUGAGAUAGUACACUUCACAGCGUCCGUUCCCUGCCACAGAGAAACGAACUCUCUUGAGUACCACAAAAAAAAACAUUGGCAUUCUUUGUAGUAGAGCACAGAGCGAAGCCGUCAACGAUGGCUUCCGCUCCGCUGCCGGCGGCCAUCGAGCCCGGGAAGAAAGGCAACGUCAAGUUCGCCUUCGCCUGCGCCAUCCUCGCCUCAAUGACCUCCAUCCUUCUCGGCUAUGAUAUCGGAGUGAUGAGCGGCGCGUCGUUGUACAUCAAGAAGGACCUGAAAAUCAGCGACGUGAAGCUGGAGAUCCUGAUGGGCAUCCUCAACGUGUACUCGCUCAUCGGCUCGUUCGCGGCAGGGCGGACGUCCGACUGGAUCGGGCGCCGCUACACCAUCGUGUUCGCGGCGGUGAUCUUCUUCGCGGGCGCCUUCCUCAUGGGCUUCGCCGUGAACUACUGGAUGCUCAUGUUCGGGCGCUUCGUGGCCGGGAUCGGCGUGGGCUACGCGCUCAUGAUCGCGCCCGUGUACACGGCCGAGGUGUCCCCCGCGUCGGCCCGCGGCUUCCUGACGUCGUUCCCGGAGGUGUUCAUCAACUUCGGCAUCCUCCUAGGCUACGUGUCCAACUACGCCUUCUCCCGCCUCCCGCUCCGCCUGGGCUGGCGCGUGAUGCUCGGCAUCGGCGCGGCCCCGUCCGUGGUGCUCGCCCUCAUGGUGCUCGGCAUGCCCGAGUCGCCCCGGUGGCUCGUCAUGAAGGGCCGCCUGGCGGACGCCAAGGUGGUGCUGGGGAAGACCUCCGACACGCCGGAGGAGGCCGCGGAGAGGCUCGCUGACAUCAAGGCCGCCGCCGGCAUCCCGCAGGAGCUCGACGGCGACGUGGUGGCCGUGCCAAAGAAGCGGGACAGCGAGGAGGCGCGGGUGUGGAAGGAGCUCAUCCUGUCCCCGACCCCGGCCAUGCGUCGCAUCCUCCUCUCGGGCAUCGGCAUCCACUUCUUCCAGCAGGCGUCCGGCAUCGACGCCGUGGUGCUGUACAGCCCGCGCGUGUUCAAGGCCGCCGGCAUCACCAGCGACAACCAGCUCCUGGGAACGACCUGCGCGGUGGGCGUCACCAAGACGCUCUUCAUCCUGGUGGCCACGUUCCUGCUCGAUAGAGUCGGCCGGCGGCCGCUCCUCCUGAGCAGCGUGGGCGGCAUGAUCUUCUCGCUGGUCGGGCUCGCCGCCGGGCUCACCGUCAUCGGGCACUACCAGGACGAAAAGAUCCCAUGGGCCAUCGGCGUGGCCAUCGCGUCUACCAUGGCCUACGUGGCCUUCUUCUCCAUCGGCCUCGGCCCCAUCACGUGGGUGUACAGCUCGGAGGUAUUCCCGCUGCAUGUGCGCGCGAUGGGCUGCGCGCUGGGCGUGGCCUCCAACCGCCUGACCAGCGGCGUGAUCUCCAUGACCUUCAUCUCGCUGUCCAAGGCCAUCACCAUCGGCGGCGCCUUCUUCCUCUACGCCGGCGUCGCGGUGCUCGCGUGGGUGUUCUUCUUCACCUUCCUCCCGGAGACCCGCGGCCGGACGCUGGAGGCGAUGAGCAAGCUGUUCGGCGCCACCGACGACGAGCUGAAACCCCAGGACGGGGCCACGAAAGACAAGCAGAAGCUCGAACUGGCCGCCACCGGCACCAACUAACUUCACAUUAUUAGAGGGUCUUGUUGAGGGUGGUCGUGCGAAGAACUUGUGCAGUAGGCAGCUAGCUAGCUAGCUGCCAUUGUUGCCAUAUGAGCUAAGCUAGGCUGAAGCAACGUGGGAAGAUUCGCUCGCUGGUCCGGCGCAGCUGGAGAGCGACGGCCAGCAAGCUCAGGCCGGCCAGCUCGUGGCUCUUAAAGUUUUUUAAAUCAUGUCUCUAAGUUCGUGGACUGUAUUUCACACUUUGUUUUGCCCGCAAGUUGUUGAUGAAGUCGCCGAGGCCGCCAAUGGCAGGUGCCCAGGUUGCUAGUAACGACACGUCGUCCUCUAAUGACUAUAUAAUCUGUGUAGCAGCUGGUGCUGCUGCUGCUGCCU
Messenger RNA from Zea mays, 2379 nucleotides. RefSeq names its product polyol transporter 5. The transcript is spliced from 2 exons. Bases 466 to 2007 code for a protein of 513 amino acids. NCBI's taxonomy places the organism in Eukaryota, Viridiplantae, Streptophyta, Magnoliopsida, Poales, Poaceae. The record is from RefSeq and is a predicted model, not a curated record. Gene Ontology annotation, biological process: transmembrane transport. Gene Ontology annotation, cellular component: membrane. Gene Ontology annotation, molecular function: carbohydrate transmembrane transporter activity.